AUGUCUGCCUCAUCCGGAGUCAACCGAUCCAUCACUGCUAGCCAGAAGGCCGCCGCGGCGCAGAAGGAGUACGACCACAAGCAGCAGCUCAUCAACCAGGCCAAGGCCGAAUACGCCAAGAAGAACUCUCCCGUCGCCGCCGCGACGACCAGCUCAGCCAACCAGGACCCGCUGGACCCUAAGUUCGAUCUUGAGGCUUAUCUCACCAACCUGGCGAAGGAAAACCCGUAAUGGAAAUGAGUGUGAGGAUGAAUGUGGAGGAACGCGAAGGGACAAGACGCAACCAGAAUUGAGGAGGGCUCUGCGCAGGGACACGACAUGCUCUCCCACGAGCAUUGAGGGAUAGAGUGGCGGGACUUUCAUCGGGUGGGCAGCUCCGAAAGGUGUUGCGCUCGAACGCCAUGGCAUAGACAUUUCCUUUUGCCUCCGCUUGACUGGAUGUACAUGUGUACAAUAGGCUCGACUAGAUGACUGAAAUAAUGCAGUCAUGGGAUUCAA
Molecule: messenger RNA, 498 nt
Organism: Verticillium dahliae VdLs.17
Lineage: Eukaryota; Fungi; Ascomycota; Sordariomycetes; Glomerellales; Plectosphaerellaceae
Exons: 3
Coding region: 1-231 (76 amino acids)
Biological process (GO): proton motive force-driven ATP synthesis
Molecular function (GO): proton transmembrane transporter activity
Source: RefSeq, a predicted model, not a curated record